This is a messenger RNA of Micropterus salmoides (largemouth bass), 2499 nucleotides long. RefSeq names its product MANSC domain-containing protein 4-like. The coding region runs from base 172 to 1353 and encodes 393 amino acids. The transcript is spliced from 3 exons. NCBI's taxonomy places the organism in Eukaryota, Metazoa, Chordata, Actinopteri, Centrarchiformes, Centrarchidae. The record is from RefSeq and is a predicted model, not a curated record.
UGCAUGGCUGGGUCUCCACCUCCUCCAGGUGCGUAGCUGUGACACUGGCACCAGUAAAACCAGACCACUGGCUCUACAUCAUGCCUGUCAACUCCUAGUAAUCAGCUUCCCAGAUAUGUCGAUGCUUUGUCGAGAUUAUAGUUUGACAUGGUAUGAUUUACAUUACGCGCAAUGAAUGCCACAUUGGGUUUGCUGACGGUUUUGAGUCUGGUGUGCCACACCGAGUCGAGGUGCUCACCGACUUCUUACUACAAGAACUGCUGGAUUCGACGCUUUCCUGGGAUUUUCAUCGAUAUCGAGGAGUCUCAGAGGAGAGGAGCGCAGCUUUUGAAGUAUUACCAGGAGGAGACCGCGCUGAAAUGCAGCCGCACCUGUUGCCUUACGAGAAAUUUUUCCUGUAAUCUGGCGAUAUUUCACUAUGACACCACUCAAGAAAACGUGAACUGCUUCCACCUGCAUUGUCCAACGCUGGAGAGCUGUAUUCUAAGCCACAGAGCCAACGUUGUUCUGUACAAUGUCACAAAAGGUGUGGAUCCUGACUUGUUGGUGUUUGGAAAAUACUUCACCUCCAAUGUACGUGUGUUACCCCACCACUACAGUCGAGUCAACGCCUCAGAGCCGCUGCCCUCAGACAAACGCCAGUUCAUUCAUCCACCUCCACCUGCUGUCCUGCCCCUGACCUCUGCACCCACAAUUAAACCCCCCACCAUGACCACUAGGCUGCAGAGCACCAGUCAGCCUUCAACAGUUCCCACAACUACAGCUACCGUAUCUUCCAAUCCAAAUACUCCACUAGCUUCAGAGAACCAUGUCCAAACAACAAACCCAACCACCUCCACCAAUUCACUUGUACCCAGCUUUCCUUCGUCUUCUUCCUCCACCACAGCAACCACCCUCAGCCCUUACAAUCCCAAGACAACCCCUGCCUUUUUUAUCACAACUGCACAGCCCUCCACAACCCCUACCCAUUAUCUCACCACCACCUCCCCUCAUUUGACCACCAGCCCUCCAACCCCCACAGCCGUUAAGGGGAAUAUAGACAGCAGCAAGCAGUAUCCCAAUAACACCAAUGGCAGCUUGGGGGGGGGGCACACUGCAGGCAGUGGAGACCAGGGUGUCAGUGGAGAGGACACAUUAGGGGGUUUGGGACCUGGGUGGCACGUAGCCGCUCACACCUUGCUGGUUGCAGUGGCCAUCUGUAUCACAGUGCUUCUGAGCUGCUGUUGCUCCAUUCUGCUGGUCGUGAGCUGGAGGGGUCAGAGGAAGAGGAUGGGACGCUACCAAACAUCGUGGAGAGUGAAAAGAGGCUCCAUGCGUCUGAUAAAGUACGUGCUGGUCAGAGAAAACACCUGAAAGUGGGAUGAAAAGUGUGCUGGAAGUAAAAUUUCUCUUUUGUUUACAGCAAUGUUUCUAAAGAAGGGAUCAGGAUGAAGAGACAUUUGACAAAUUAGAGAUUGUUGUUAUAUUUUUGUAAAACAAUAGUUUCUUUAUAUUGUAUUAUUUUAAUAACUAUAUUGUUUGUAUUGCUUUAUUUUAAGCAGAUAUGGAUGAAAAUGAAGUUACUGUCAACUGAUGCAUUUAGGUCACAAUUCUGUAUAUUAAAACCAAACAAGCAGAGGUAUUUUGUGGCUUAGAUCAGAUUACUAAAUACACAGUUACCAUAAUCUUGGUUUCACUUGUGAUGCAAUGACUUUUGACACAUGACCUGAACUCAGCCAAUGCUUUCGACCACAGCACUUUGCCUCAAGAAAGACUUGGCUUCAUCGACUUUAAACUGUCGCUGAAGCCAAACCUCAAGGCCUUUGGCCAGUUGUCUACGCUGGUCUUAAGUUGGACUUAAUGGGUGCUUUCAAGAAAAAAAAAAAAGACAGCUACAAUUCAAGGGUUGUUCAGAUCGUCAACAAUGUGUGAUGAUUGGCUACUUUUUGCCUUGUGGCCUUCUGUGUUUAACCCUCCUGCAGUCCAGCACAUCUCCUCAUUGCAUUGGGUUUCUUCUGACCUAAAAGUGCACGGAUCACAGACCAAAACUCCUUAAGAACUAUGAGGUACUUUUCACCAACCUACUGCUGAAAGCAUCCUUUCACUGGGAUGCCACUCCUUGACCUGAUGGUGACGAGAGUGAGAUGGGAACUGAAGUUGGGCAGGGAACUGACUGAAUGGGGCUUUCAUUACAUUAAAACUUUAACCAUCAUGCACAACUUUCCGACAUCUAAGACAGAACCCUCUUAACAACAGCUUGCAUUAGACUUUUAAUUUUCUAUUAAAGACAGCAUCAUACACAUAAGACAGUAAAUUUCUUUUGGAAAAUAAAUACAUAAGUAAAGACCCUUAAUGUUGUAUAAACUGAUGUAUAUUUGAACAGUAACUCUAGAGUAAUCUCUUGUUUGUGUUACUAGUACGCAGAUGGAGUAUUUAAAAAUAUUUUUGUGGACCCUAUUACAGGUCAUUGCUGCUCUUGGUCACCAUCUUCAUGUAAAUACAUGUGUACAUUAAGCUGUA